AUGUAUAGUCAUAUCAGUGAAUUAAAUGGUGCAUUUAACAGUGUGGCGCAUUAUGUCGCUCAAGCUCCGUUCAAUAACUGGGAAGGUUAUAAUGCUCAACAUGAUGGGCUGUCAUUUACCCCGUUUGGGAAUGGACUAGCUCAACCAAGAUUCUAUCCUGGACAGUGGGGGCCAUGUUCUGUUACAUGCGGUCCAGGUAUUUCGACCAGAGCUGUAGAAUGUGUUGCCGUUCAAGGCUUAACGUCAAAAGUAAUUAAAUUACCUGAAUAUGAGUGCGAAGGAAGCCAGAAACCAAGCUUAUUCCAACCAUGUCAAAUUCGACAAUGUCCGUUGAGUGAAUCGGUUGACGAGCCACCGACCCGUGAGACACAACUGAUUUCAUCUCGAAAACAAAAAUCUACUUUAAAAUGUAUCGAUGAAACUCGCAAAACAGCGGUUGCUUGGUCAUUUUGUGAUGCUAAACAACGACCUAUUGAUAUAAGUCGAUCAUGCAAUAAUAAUCCUUGUCCUCCAGAAUGGAGUAUUGGUAAAAUGUCUGAAUGUUCACAUACUUGUGGUGGUGGACUUCGGAGUCGGAAGGUCAGAUGCAUUCGUCGUAUAUCACGAGCUGGAAAUCCUGAAUCAACAUUAAUACUUCCUGAUUCUCAGUGUCCUUAUCCUAAGCCUCAAGACACUGAAGCCUGUGGUUUUGUUGAUUGCCCAAUUGCUUGGAAGGUAAGUCAAUGGAGUCAAUGUUCUGCGAGCUGCGAUGCAGGUGAACAACGCCGAGAUGUGGUCUGUGAGCAGCGUACUGCAGAUGGGCAAAUCCACAAGUACAGCCCACCUACCCCUUGCAAAAAUUUAGAAAAACCGCCUACAAUACAAAUUUGCAAUUUAGGUAAUCUUAUUGUCAGAUCUUGUGAUAGAGAAACUCCAUUAUCAUUGUUAUCGAAAGAUGUUGAGCAGCAGCACAAACAUCAUCGCAAACUUACUUUUAAUAUUGGGGGGCACGCGAAUCUCUAUCAGGGAACCUCAAUAAAAGUCAAAUGUCCUGUCCGAAACUUUACUAAAAGUAAUAUACAAUGGAUGAAGGAUGGUCGAAUAAUUAGUAAUAAUGCGCAUACUAAAGUUUCAACAAACGGUGCACUACGCAUCUUCCAUGCUCGCAUGGAGGAUGCUGGUGUAUAUACGUGUUUGGCUGGUGACGUUCAAGGAAAUGUGACGCUUGCUUUCAAACCACGUGAUUCCACCAAGGUUGCAUUUAUAAAAAAUCAGGAAAAAAGCAAUGAAUUUCAACCGCCGAUUAGCAGUACUUUGCAAGAUAGCACCGAUAUUCUUAUGGAUAAGACAAUACUUGAAGAUAUAUGCAUCAGUAUAUUGCAGAGAAUCCGCGAAUCACUGAAAAAUAAUGGCGAUUCAAGGAUGCUGGGUAAAUUGGCUGAUAUUUAUGACCCAGUAAAAAUCAAGUAUUAUGAGACUGGUAUUGAAGCUCUGAAUUUCAGAUUGAUUACGCUUCUGGUGAGUGGUCAAUAUGCUCACAAAACCAUUGCGGUUCGGCAACUAAAAUGUCGAGUGAAUUACGAAGGCUCAGUUGCAUACGUGGAUAAUGAAAUUUGCGAUAGCUUGGGAGUGAUGCGUCCACCUUCAUCCAGAAGUUGUACGCUUGCACUUUGUCCUCACUGGGAAGCAUCUAAAUGGAGCGAGUGCACACUAUCUCGCUGUAUUCGAUACGCUAUAUCGUUACAAAAACGUGAUGUGAAAUGCUUAUAUGAAAAUGGAAGUAUCGCCAACUACAGUCAGUGUGAUCGAAGCAAUCGACCAAAAGUGAAGAAAGAAUGUGUUAAUCUUUGUCAUGAUGUUUUUUUUGACUUUAGAGUGAGGCUUCUCUCACUCAAAGAUAGAGGUGUAGAUAGAGUUAAUUCUGAUGCGAAUCCAACAUGA
Molecule: messenger RNA, 1920 nt
Organism: Dracunculus medinensis (Guinea worm)
Lineage: Eukaryota; Metazoa; Nematoda; Chromadorea; Rhabditida; Dracunculidae
Source: the annotation of a GenBank genome assembly